This is a messenger RNA of Stereum hirsutum FP-91666 SS1, 2037 nucleotides long. RefSeq lists its product as uncharacterized. The transcript has 3 exons. The record is from RefSeq and is a predicted model, not a curated record. Gene Ontology annotation, molecular function: phosphoprotein phosphatase activity. The coding region runs from base 32 to 1834 and encodes 600 amino acids. Lineage: Eukaryota; Fungi; Basidiomycota; Agaricomycetes; Russulales; Stereaceae.
GCUCAGAGCACGUCGCCUGCUCUCUUCAAACAUGUCUUCUGGCUAUGGCAACUAUCAAGGCCACGACAGAGGGGGAGACAGCCCAAGCUACUACAAUACCUACGGGGAUUACCAAUUACAAGAUGAAUAUGGAACAUAUACACCGUAUCAAAGUGGCAGCGGUCACGGUCAGCCAGCCUCCUACGACCAGUCUUACAUCAAUCGAGCACAAGGGAUGAACCCAUUUUAUACGAACCCGAUGCAGACCCAGUGGCAGAUGAUGCAACACUAUUACUCAACGGACGCAUAUAGUGGUGGCGGGGGUAGUAGUAAUGGUGGUUAUAGAGCAGGAGGAGGACAACAGUACGGACAAUACGGAGGUUACUCCGGAGAUGAUCAGUAUCCCCGCUAUCACGAUCAAGACCGUUCGCACUCCCACAGACGCCACAAGAAUAAGGACUCAAGACAGUCCACCUCUCAAGGCCAAAGUCGUCGUCCCCACAUCUCUUCACCUUACAUGAAGAUGCCGUCACCUCCGCCCCGACACCAUCGAAACUCAUCCCCACCAUCUUCAUCACCCGGACCUCCUCCUCCAAGUAGCCCUUCACCUAGCUACCUCGAGCUCUCUGCGGCCUCGUCCGAACCCCUUUCCUCCCCUGGUACCUCCAGAAAACUGUUAAUCCUUGACUUGAAUGGAACGCUCGUUCUUCGCUCAACACGCCCACAUGGCAAGACGACGUACGACAGUCGACAACGGGCGGCCCCUCGCUCGGUCUACCCGAGGCCAUACAUGGGAGCAUUUCGGGAAUGGAUGUUUCACGAAAAGAACAGGGAGUGGCUAGACGUGAUGGUGUGGAGUAGUGCACAACCGCACAGCGUGGACGAUAUGGUGCAGAAGGCGUUUGGCGAGGACGGGAAGGAAUUGUUGAAAGCUGUCUGGGCCAGAGAUAAGAUGGGGUUGGGAGCUGAUGCGUAUUAUCAAAAAGUCCAAACCGUCAAAGACCUCACAAAGCCCUGGACCGAGCUCGCCUCCCUCCCCUCCUCCUCCUCCAACCCCGCCUCGCCCGUCGUCCAUUCCGCCAUGACCACCCUCCUCCUCGACGACUCCUUCAAGAAAGCCAUCCUUCAGCCCUACAAUCACGUCAUCAUCAAGGAGUACACACGAGAGAUGAGGAACGCCGACGUCGCGUCGCUCGCGCUCGAGACUCGACGUGCACAGCGCGCUGUUUCUGCUUCUACCAAGGAUAAGGACGACGUAGAAGCACAGUCUGAGUCUAUCGCUUCCUCGACCAGCCCACCGCCUGAGGCCACCUCGGGAGUCUUUGUCUUUGUCAAUGAAGGACCCGAAGUGGAGGGCGAGCUGUCGGCCAAGCAGAAGAAGAAGAAAAAGACGAAGAAGGCGAGGCAGACAUUGGAUCGGGAGGAGGGUGAGGGUGUUGGGGAAGAGGAAGGCGAGGUCGUUUAUGACGAGACUCUGUUAGCGAUCAUCGGGAUUUUCAACGAGGCGAAGGUGCAGAGUAAUGUGGCUGCUUGGGUACGAAGUGGAGGACUUUGGGGACCGUAUGCUUCGUCGAUGCACGAACACCAACGCCGCGAUAAGAAGUCUGGUUCACGGAGUGAAGGAGAUACGAACUCCGGUUCACCGAAGAGAAAGGGAAGACCAGAGAAGAGAGAGGACGUUGUUAAUCCAGGUAAUGGGGAGCCGACGUACGUGCCACUGGGCGAGGAGAGCGAGGCGAAAAUGGAAGACGGUCCACCGGUGUGGUAUGAGCAUCCUGGGACGAUGAUUUAUUGGAGCGUCAAGGGAAGGGAUGCGUUGACGGAAUUGGGGAUUGAGAUCAGGCAUGGGCUGUAAUCGUGGCAUCGUUGGACAUGCUACAGACUCAUACCAGGGUCUUGUGUCGAUUUCUCCCUCUAAUAUCUUGCACGAAGACGCAAUGCCUCAUGUGUAUAACGUACGGUACACAUAUGUUCCUUGUCCCCACUCCUCUUCUAUCGAGCUUGAACCAAUCCAAACAGUUUCUCGAACGCAUGAAGAGUACCUGCACAGUGACGCCC